AUGUUUUUGUUUAUGCUAAAAGAGUAAAAUGUUUGUAGAGAAUUGUGCUGGUGAAAAAGUGCUAGAAGCUGCUGUUUACCAUGCAGGCUUUUUGAUUGGAGCUCAUCUGAAAACUUAGCUCCUCCUUGCCAUGUCAAUAUUGAUGGAUAGUUCUAUUGAUGUAACAUUCUCUGCUGAAAUACUUGGCACAGCCUGACUAUUGCACAUACCACCCCAGUUUGCAACCAUGAGGUCUGUGGCUGCCUUACUGAUCGUUUGCUGCCUGGUUCCCUUGGCCUAUACAGCCUGCUAUCGGGAAAUGGCGAAAAUUGAUAUAGAACAACCGGGGCUGAGGUUCUGUGAAGAUUCCUGGGAUAACACCCAGCACCGUGUUGGGACAAACUGGGUGAACUCUGGAUGCCAGAGUUGCAGCUGCGGUGCCGGAGGCAUGGAGUGUUGUGACAGAAUGGCACGACCAAGUGGAUAUCCCGCAGACUGCGAAGUGCUGUAUGACUGGAAGGAAUGCACCUAUGAAGUAGUGAAGAAGAAUGACCCUAGUAUUACAUGCCCCCACAGUGCAGUUGGGAAAUAACAAGCUUCAAUAAAGUGCAAGAAUGCAUUAUGUAACAUG
Molecule: messenger RNA, 610 nt
Organism: Sardina pilchardus (European sardine)
Lineage: Eukaryota; Metazoa; Chordata; Actinopteri; Clupeiformes; Clupeidae
Product: beta-microseminoprotein-like
Exons: 4
Coding region: 227-571 (114 amino acids)
Source: RefSeq, a predicted model, not a curated record